AUGGGUGGGCAAGGAAAAACCACUCUUACUAGAAAGAUCUAUAAAAAUGAUCAGCUCAAAAGAUGUUUUGAUAGGUUUGCGUGGGCUGAUGUUUCAGAAGAUUGGAAAGCUGAAGCAUUAUCGCUCUCUGUUGGCUCAAGUGAGAUCAAUUUGAGGGAAAAGCAAUAUUUUGUUGUUCUUGGUGACAUAUGGAGACCUGAAGUAUGGCAUGCCAUAAAUGAUGCUUUUCUUGCUAACAAAAAUGGGAGUAGAAUAUUAAUCACUAGCCGAUCAGUACAAGUAGCUCGUGUUGCAAGUGUAUCUCAGGAGUUUGUAUAUCAACUUCCAUCUCUCAACGAAGAACAAAGCUGGGAACUUUUAUCAAAGAGGGUGUUUGUGGGAGAACAAUGCCCUCCUGAUUUGGAAGAUCUUGGUAGGAAAAUGGCUGGAAGUUGUGUUGGAUUACCAUUAUCCAUUGUGGUGUUGGCUGGCAUAUUAGCAAAACUAGAGAAAUCCAAGGUGUGUUUGUCCUAUGUCGCUGGAAAUGAAAUUUGGCAUCUUUUUCAACAAAAAGCUAAAUGCAUAGAUGUUUUGGCAUUGAGUUAUAAGUUUUUUCCACAAAAUCUAAAACCAUGCUUUCUAUAUGUUGGUCAUUAUCCUGAAGACUUAAAAAUCUAUGUCAAGAAAUUGAUGGAACUUUGGAUAGCAGAGGGGUUAAUACCAAAAGAAACUGGCAAUAAAAUACCAGAGGAUGUUGCAGAAUACUACUUGAUGGAGCUCAUUGACCGAAGCUUGAUCCAGGUUGAAAGCAAGAGGACUGAUGGGGGUGUGAAGGUAUGUGGCAUUCAUGAUCUUUUAAGAGCAUUUUGUAUAGAAGAAAGCAAAAAGCAGAAGUUCUAUGACAUCAUUACAACCACUGGAAGUUCAAAUCUGAUCAGCCCUCGAAGAUUAUUCGUAUAUCAGAAACCUUCAACUUAUCUAACUUCUAGCCUUAGUGCAAAUCAUUCAUCUGUGCGUUCUUUGAUUUUCUUUGGAGAAGGAGAAGAUUUCACAUAUUGGAAAGCCAUUUUGAAGGACUUCAAAUUGGUUCAAAUCCUUGAUAUCUCCUCUGUUUUUAUGGCUGAGAUAGAAAAAAGUGGCCUACCUGAUGAUGGAGAUGUCUUGGGCAAGGCACAAAAAAAGGUGAAGUCAAUAGAGGACGUGGGUGCAAGAGCUGAGAUUGCCACAUUAAAAGAGGAGCUUGUUAGGCAACGAGAAUUGAUUGAUACCUUGCUAAAGGACAAGGAGAGGCGGGAGGGGGAGUUUCAUAAUAGUCCUAGUAGGAAAGGUAGUUUCAAUGUAAUACAGCCCGUUAAAAAUCUCCCUGAGGGCAAGAAUAUAUGUGAGUUAUUAGCAAAUAGCCUAAAUCAUCACGUGGUUGCUAUUGGUCGAGUGUUCAAUAUGCCUAGAGACACAUUACAUAAUAUGCCACUCCUUGCAUCGUAUGUACGAGUUGCUAUUGAUGUGUCUAAAGAUCUCAACUAUACAUUACCUAUUCCCACCAAAGAUGCAGGGAUUGUAGGAGAGGUGAUGGGUAGCUUUGUUGGAUGGCAAUCUACCAAUGUUAAGAUGCCAAGUCCAAAAAAAGCUAACAAAGAUACACAAUCCAAGAAGAAGACUGUACAAAUAUCUAGGCUUUCCUCAAAAAUUGUUUCACAUGUAGCAAUACCUGAACAAGAGCUUCAAUUGUCAAGCCAGCAUCGAAAUUUACUUCAGGUGUAUGCAAUGAUUCAUAGGUCUAAUCCUCCAAUCUUGCAAAUCCCAUUCGAGGCAGGAAUAUACAGUGCACCACGAUAUGAUAUGCUUUCGCUCGAUAUUACAGAUGAAGUGCUGCAACAUGAGAUGACCAACCUCACUGUUCUCAGCUUUUAUAUAUGGUAA
This is a messenger RNA of Prosopis cineraria, 1899 nucleotides long. RefSeq names its product putative disease resistance RPP13-like protein 3. The record is from RefSeq and is a predicted model, not a curated record. Gene Ontology annotation, biological process: defense response to other organism. The transcript has 5 exons. Gene Ontology annotation, molecular function: ADP binding. Lineage: Eukaryota; Viridiplantae; Streptophyta; Magnoliopsida; Fabales; Fabaceae. The coding region runs from base 1 to 1899 and encodes 632 amino acids.